Venustampulla echinocandica is the source of this 369-nucleotide messenger RNA. Its product is annotated as Nuclear transport factor 2. Lineage: Eukaryota; Fungi; Ascomycota; Leotiomycetes; Helotiales; Pleuroascaceae. The record is from RefSeq and is a predicted model, not a curated record. The transcript has 6 exons. Gene Ontology annotation, biological process: protein import into nucleus. The coding region runs from base 1 to 369 and encodes 122 amino acids. Gene Ontology annotation, cellular component: nuclear pore central transport channel.
AUGGCUAACUUCCAAGAUGUUGCAAAGCAGUUCACCGAGUUCUACUACAACCAAUUCGACCAGGACAGGACCCAGUUGGCCGCUCUCUAUCGUGAGAAUUCCAUGUUAACCUUCGAGUCUGCCUCGGUCGCUGGUGCACCUGGAAUCGUUGAGAAACUUACUAGUCUCCCUUUUAAGCAAGUGAAGCACCAAGUUGCGACACUUGAUGCGCAACCGUCUGUGGAUGGGGCUAUUUUGAUUCUGGUUACCGGAGCUCUGCUAGUCGAUGAGGAGCAGAGACCAAUGAACUACAGUCAGGUAUUCCAGCUUCGUCCUGACGGUGGAAGUUACUAUAUCUUCAACGAUAUCUUCAAGCUGGUAUUCGGUUGA